Molecule: messenger RNA, 768 nt
Organism: Gastrolobium bilobum
Lineage: Eukaryota; Viridiplantae; Streptophyta; Magnoliopsida; Fabales; Fabaceae
Exons: 2
Coding region: 1-768 (255 amino acids)
Source: RefSeq, a predicted model, not a curated record
AUGGCUGUUGGUCGUUGGGCACUCACAGGGUACCCAAUGGUCGGUCACAUGGCUGCUUGCAAACUAGGUUGCACGUGUGAGGGUGCUGGCAAGCGUCGUAUAUUCGCAAUAGGAAACUAUGUGAAUCAGAGGUUGCUGAAACCCAUCCACCAUUGGUUUGCGGAGGUCCUCCGCCGCAUCCCAAUGGAUGAUCAAACAGCACCUCUCAUUCGUUUAGUUCCUAGUAAAACAUGUUUCAGCUAUGACCUCCAGAGUGCUACCGAUAGGUGGCCUCUUGUGUUUAUGUUUGAAACGCUUGCGCUAUUGUUUGACAGGUCAUUUGCUUCAAGUGUUGUGAAUACAACAUUAGGGACGAAUGUCUUUGAGGUACCCUUCGUUAAGAGGGCUCUGUCUCAAGUGUCCUUUGUGACCGGUCAACCGUUAGGCUAUUAUGGUUAUUGGCCUUUGUUCGCGUUCACCCAUCAUGUUUUGGUGUGGUGGGCUGCGGAACAGGUUAGACCUGGGAUCCUGUUCGACAGGUAUGCUAUAUUAGGUGAUGAUGUUCUCAUCACCGAUCCACUUGUGGCGGAACAGUACCGGCUAGGCUUACAACGGCUUGGUGUGAAGAUAUCCACACAUAAGUCUUUGAUAUCCUCAACUGGUGCUGUAGAGUUUGCCAAACAAUUUCUGGUCAAGGAUAUGAGGGUGCGCCAGCACUAUCCUGUGUCCAUGAAAGCUUUAUGUGGCUUCCACCACCCCUACGGCCUAUUGGCUAUACAUGAAAAGUAA